AUGUCAAACAAGAUGGUCAUUCAGCAGCCCAAUCAAUUUGUUCAGGCCAUCACCUCAAACCGAUGGAGCUCCAACAUCUGUGACUGCACCCAGGAUAUGUCUUCAUGUAAGUGUGUGUGUGUGUGUGUGUGUGUGUGUGUGUGUGUGUGUGUGUGUGUGUGUGUGUGUGUGUGUGUGUGUGUGUGUGUGUGUGUGUGUGUGUGUGUGUGUGUGUGUGUGUGUGUGUGUGUGUGUGUGUGUGUGUGUGUGUGUGUGUGUGUGUGUGUGUGUGUGUGUGUGUGUGUGUGUGUGUGUGUGUGUGUGUGUGUGUGUGUGUGUGUGUGUGUGUGUGUGUGUGUGUGUGUGUGUGCAUGAGUGCGUGCUUGCGCAUGUGUCUCCUGAGUGGCGCAGUGGUCUAAGGCACUGCAUCGCAGUGCUAACUAUGUCACUAGAGAUCCUGGUUCGAAUCCAGGCUCUGUCGCAGCUGGCCGCGACCGGGAGACUCAUGGGCGGCGCACAAUUGGCCCAGCGUCGUCCAGGGUAGGGGAGGGAAUGGCCGGCAGGGAUGUAGCUCAGUUGAUAGAGCAUGGCGUUUGCAACGCCAGGGUUGUGGGUUCAAUUCCCACGGGGGGCCAGUAUAAAAAAAUAAAAUAAUAAUUCACUAACUGUAAGUCGCUCUGGAUAAGAGCGUCUGCUAAAUGACUAAAAUGUAAAAUGUAAUGUUCGUGUGCGUCUGUUACCACUCAAUUCCAUUCAAUCGAUAAACUAUGCUUGUAUCAAUCAACGAAGAGAACAUCCUAUUCACUGGGAUUUCUUAUCCUUCUAUAGGUUGCUUUGCGUUCUGGUGCUUCCCCUGUUUUUCCUGUAUAACAGCGAGAGAGGCCGGGGAGUGUCUGUGUCUGCCCCUGCUAGACAGUUUCGGUGUUAUCCCCCCAGCCACCAUGUCCAUGAGGGUGGGCAUGCGCCAACGCUAUGGCAUCGAGGUAGGGACACACAGAACCUCAUGCACUAGAGUCUACACUGAAGCCUUGAUGUUUGCUUUAGAUUUUUUUUACUGACUUAGCUUGGCAUGUCUUAUGACUAGGGCCCUGAGUUGUUCCUGAUCACAUGAUCUGACCAGGAAACACUCUGGGCCUAAUAGUUAUAGGCGAUAUGUACAGGUAUAACUAUUGGUGUUGUGUCCAUAGAAAUUAGUUAUAUUUCCCAUUUCCUUUGAUACUGUUUGUGUGAACGUGUGUAAUGUCUCGUAGUAGUCUACAAAUAUCAGUCCCUCCAUCUCUCCAGUAAUUAAUGAUGUUUACCUCAUCUUAGCCACCUUCUAAUAUGAUCUCAGAAAUGUCCUAACCAGUUUUCUGUACCUUUAUACUAAGGGAGUAGCCUGGGUACCAGUCUAUCUGCGCUAACAUUCCACUCCUUGCCACUCCUAGUCAUGCCAAACAAGGAGUUGGAAUGAUAACACAAACAGAUCGGGGACCAGGCUACACGGGGAGUAAUACAUAAUGUUCUGAUGAUGUUAUAGCGCUGAACUCUGAUCAGAUAUUCUACCCCCUCUUUGUAAUUGAUUGAUGAAUGUAGCCAUUGUUAACUGAUCUUAGAUCAGUUGUAAUGUGUAAUGAUGUAUCUCUGUCUCCUCUCUAACAGGGCACCAUGUGUAAUGACUGUGUCUAUUCGUUCUUCUGCGGGCCCUGCACCUGGUGUCAAAUGUCACGAGAGAUGAAGACCCGCUUCCAACCCAUCACGCUCAUCAACGCACACACAAGAUAAGGAAAGACCUCACUCUUUCUCCUCCUCCUCUUCAUCACGCACCAUCAUCAUCAUCUCUCAUCAUCAUCAUAUGUCCCUCUUCUUCAUCAUCUACCUCUUCCACCUUCAUCAUGGUCACUAGAUUAAUCAUAAUCAACAUCAUCACCAUUAGACUCAUGUUAAUGGAAUACCAACAAUACCAAGCGUUAUCGCGGACUACACAUUCAAUCCUCCUUUGACUCUCCUAAAUCACCCACUGGCACCAAACCCGUCACCAUGGAACAUCCCUCAGGCACGUGUACUGUAUGUGACCCACCCAACACUGAUCUCCAAUCUGUUUCAAGCUCGUCUGGGUGUAGUAGAAUGUCUAUUCUUCAAUCUUUCACCAUGCUGUAUUGUCUCAGGUAGUUCACAUUCACAACUUCCCCCCUGUUGACAGCUAAAUACAGUAUGUUUGGUCUGUAAAGGCCCUUUGAUUGGUUUCGGAUGAGUGAAAGUUGAAUGAACAUGCAUGUAUAAAAACAUUUCCAAAACCCUUUUGAUAACUGGACCUUUGUAUUGCAGAAACGUACAAUUGUAUUACACGAGAUAAAUAGUUAUGAAAGAUUUCCAAAGAACAAAACAGACAUUCAUAUAUAUCCUAUGCAAAUCACACACAUGCAAAUAGUCAAUGUUCCCAUAAUUUAGUUCCUGAUCCGGAUGUAGGAAUCACAAACCUUGAUACAGGCAGAGUUGACCAUUUCAGGUGAGUGUAUAUAUAUUUUUUAAUAGUCACUAUUCAAGAAAAUAGGACUUAGAUUGAACAUUACCCACUACUAGAAUUAUACGCUGCCAUGAUUUGUGUUUGAUGGGGAGAUUUAUAUGAUUUAACAUCAGGUCAAAGGUGAAUAUCAUGAUAACGCACAGUAUAGAUUAUAGUUCGGAAAGAAAUAGUUCCAAACACUUUGAGGUUUUGCCGUUUAAAGAGUGCACAGAGUAGCCUAUUGGCUGCAAAGUGAUGACUGAAUGAUUUUGUAAGUGUUUGUAAGAUGUGAAUGAGAAAUAUUAUUCAAUAGGGACACCAUGGAGAAUGGUGUUAUUUCUAUCUGAAAAAGUAGAUGCUUUUCCCACUUUGAACCGGUUGGUUUCGCUAGACCUUAUUCAUGGUUUCCUCAUGCAUAAAGGUGGUAGACUUAUUAGGGAAUUAAGUCUCCUCCGCCACACCCUCAUUUAUUCGAUCUCCACCUAAAACGAAUAGCUGGUAAAUAGCACGCCAUUCUCAAGCUUAAGUUUAAGGUCAGAAUACGCAGAGAGAAAAGUGCAUCAAAAGGGAAGUACGUUCCAUUUAGGCGCCACUUAACUAGGGUCGGAAUCAUGGCCCUAGAACAAUAGAAGGAACUGCAGAGCCAUUAAAAAGCAAGUUGCAGCCAGGUGAAGCAUGUGGGGGUAUUUCAUAUUUUAUUUCAGCAAGUUGGCAUUGGGGACACAGAUAGAGCCAAAAGUUAAGAAAAAGUAACAGUCCAUUGUUGUUUGUUGUCGCUUUUUGUUCAGGCUCUUCCUCCUUAGUUGAGCGGCUGGCCAGUCACCAUGGCAACAAAUGUGAUAAUCAACAACAACCAACAGUCUCAGCCUCCUCAGCCCCAGACACCAGCUAUAAUAGCCGUCCACUCUAACCAGUGGAGCACUGGCAUCUGUGGCUGCUUCGACGACUUACAAGUCUGUGAGUCUGUCUGUCCAUUUGUUUGUCUAUUUAUUCAGUAUUCAGCAAAAAGUAGAAUUCAGAGUUCAGUUUACAUCUGUUUUUCAUAAUGUCUUAUUAAAACAUAGUUUAAAAAAUGUAUGUAUGUUGUAUUAAUGUAUGUUAUACAUUACAUUGUUCCGUUUUUACUUACACCGUGUUUGGCAUAUUUUGAGACAUCAACAUUUUGAGACAUCCAUACUCUUUAUACUCCAUGCAUACAAAAUAACUUAAGAAAAUAACAGUGCUACAAGCCACUAAUCAAGGUGAGUUAGAUACGUCUCCUAUCAGUGCUAACAUAUCUUUUCCCUGUCCUGCACUCUCUCACCCCAUCCUCAGGCUGUUUUGCCUACUGGUGCUUCCCCUGUUUCGCCUGCACUACCACCUCAGAGUUCGGAGAGUGUUUCUGUCUCCCUCUGCUGGACCACUUAUGGUUCCUUCACCCAGCUGGUAGGGGUGUCUUCCUGUACCCCUCCUGUGUCCAUGUCCAUGAGGGUGGCGGUGCGCAACCGCUAUGGGAUUCAGGUAGGUUAACAAAUGGAGAGUUGUACUGUCAGUCUGAACGCCUGAAUGAAGACACUAAAGGGAGAGUAUUAGACUAAGCCUAUGGACUUUGCGUAAGCGUGAGGCAGUGCAUACAACACAUACACAACACAACACAUGAGGGCUUAUGUGGGCUUGUGCCUAGUAAUACAAAUAAUAACAAUUUAUUCAACUUAUAUAGCGCAUUUCAAAGAAUCUCAAAGCACCCCAAAGCACAAAAAAAGUCAUUUAGAAAAACAACAUCAUCAGAUGGACAGUCAUCAGAAGGUUCAUGGCUUGAGUGGUCAUCUGAGGGAGGUGGUCAAGCAGGAGAGAAAGUCCGGAGGCAGACAGGUGUCUCGCUGACUCUGGCUUUUCCAUAGUAGAACUCAGUCAGAUGAAGUUUGAGCUUAGUUUAAACAGCCCAGUAGUCGAUGUAAUCUUACAGUAUUCCAGGUUUUGUACCUUUGCUGAUACCUUAUUGCAACUGUUUGUGACUAGAAACACUAUAUAGUACUUCUAAACAUCACGCCUACAAGAUCAAACGAUAAUGACUGUAUGAGAUUAUAGUAUUUAAGUCAUGUGUCACGUCUCUCUAAAGGGUGACAUGAUGGCGGACUGUGUGUACUCCACCUUCUGCAACAUCUGCUCCUGGUGCCAGAUGGCCCGGGAGAUCAAGAGACGCAGACAGACCUUCACAGUCAUCAACGCCCAGUCCGCCAUGCUGCCCGGUCAGAACAUGGUAAUGGCCUUCCAGCCGGGGGUCAUCACAUCUCAGCCUAUGAUCAACUCCACCCCUCAGGCAGUCUUGACCACUGCUCAUGUGAUGUGA
Molecule: messenger RNA, 4793 nt
Organism: Coregonus sp. 'balchen'
Lineage: Eukaryota; Metazoa; Chordata; Actinopteri; Salmoniformes; Salmonidae
Source: the annotation of a GenBank genome assembly